This is a messenger RNA of Siniperca chuatsi (mandarin fish), 1759 nucleotides long. Its product is annotated as protein capicua homolog. The transcript has 4 exons. The coding region runs from base 334 to 1728 and encodes 464 amino acids. Lineage: Eukaryota; Metazoa; Chordata; Actinopteri; Centrarchiformes; Sinipercidae. The record is from RefSeq and is a predicted model, not a curated record.
GUGAAAAUAUGUAUUUUUUGGGGGGGUGACCUGUCCCUUUUAAGUAUGUAUGUUUAUUUAUUUGUGUAUAUUUUCAGUCCAUCAAAGGCAGCCAAAGUCUUGUAAAUGUUAUACGUAUUAUAUGUCUUAAAACCCCAUUUUGCCAAACGUUGCUAAAUAGCUAACAGCUACAUGGCUAACCGCUAGCUGGAACAUUCAGACCCUGUGGAACACCGUUAAGAAUUUUUAACGUCCGAAAACGAUCUCUGUUGUUUGUCGGUUUUUAAUUCAUCACAAUUCAGAUGAAACAUUGAAACCCGGACCCAACCUGAAACUACAGCGACAGUCGUGACAAUGGACAGGCACCCUCAAGAAAGAAAACGUGAAAGGAGUCCGGCUCCAACCAGACACACGGGCCAAGACCAGGACCCAGCGAGGCCCGCCUCUCAGUUCUUCCAAACCGGAGAGGCGGAUCAGGUUCAGCCUCUGGACUGGUCCGGAAAUGGGUCAAAGACUUGGGAAAACUACGUUGCCUCGGUUGGAGCAAGUUAUCAAUUUGAAGACGGAAAGCUACCACCCAUAUCGACCCUUUUUAACAAACUACCACUUUACCAUGGCGUGUCAGCGAAGGUGAGAAGUAGCGGUGGUGAUGGCGGGGUCCGGCCAGAAACUGUCCCUUCAGGUUCAUGUCCAGCGGCAGCAGGUUCCCAGCUCAGUGCAGUGGAGCUGCCUCCACCUGGUGAACAAAUUGUCCCGCUCCGGUUUACUGAGAGGCUGGAUACGCCACAGGCCAUUGCAGCUAGAGAACCCCUGAAUCCAGAUCCUGUCCCCCUGACCCCAAAGUCACCCAGACUCGGAGGUGACAGUCCAGUCACCUGCUUUACCAUCCCGCCAACGGAGGAAGAUCUGAAGCAGAUGCAGUCUAGCCAAGACAAGAAUGGAUACAUUAAACGGCCGAUGAAUGCCUUUAUGGUAUGGUCUCACAUCCACCGAUAUGCCCUGCGCAAAGCCUACCCCGGAGCUAACAUGAUAGACACCAGUAUUCAGCUGGGCUGUGAGUGGUCCAAGCUCAGUGAGGAACAGAAGAGGCCUUACUAUGAAGUGGCUCACAAACUGAAACACAUGCAUAAGCAGCAAUUCCCUGAUUAUGAGUAUCGCCCCCAGAAAAAGAAAGGUAGAGUGUGUUUGCCCUCAGGGCAGGGAGCAGGGCAGGGAGCAGGGCAGGGAGCAGGGCAGGGAGCAGGGCAGGGAGCAGGACAGGGAGCAGGGCAGGGAGCAGGGCAGGACCCUGGCGUUUCCGUCUUUGUCUCACAGGCCAUGCCUCCAGCUCAGUCCAAGUUGCUGGCCCCCAGCAUUUACCCAUGUCCCGCCAUGACCCCCUACACAGUGGGCUUCUAUCCCUGCCCAUCUUUUAGCCCAUAUCAUCCAAUGGGCCUCUACUCCAGGGUCCAGAUCAACUCUUCAAGGGUUUUAUACAGAUACCAAAACGCCAGCAGCUCCAUGGAUGAAGUGAGGAAUUACCACAACACUCACCUGCAGAGGUACGAGACCGCUCUGGUCGCCCUCGCCAGAGAAAUCAUGCAGCAGGAGCAUCAUCCAGCUGAUGUUAGUCGUGAAGUCCUCAUUGGCUCUACCACAACAUCAGAGAGCCUUGAGCAGCCAGAUAUUGUCAACAGUCAGCAGUUUUCGGCCAACAACAAAGUGGAGUGUAAAUGUGAGGAUGAUGUUGAUGUUGUUGGACUGCUUUAGGAGAUUACAUAUAUAUAUAUAUAUAUAUAUA